This is a messenger RNA of Rhipicephalus microplus (southern cattle tick), 5350 nucleotides long. Its product is annotated as sulfotransferase 1C2-like. NCBI's taxonomy places the organism in Eukaryota, Metazoa, Arthropoda, Arachnida, Ixodida, Ixodidae. Gene Ontology annotation, molecular function: sulfotransferase activity. The record is from RefSeq and is a predicted model, not a curated record.
CCUCCAACAUGGCGGCCUGCCUGAGGAGAGAGUGGACGAGUUCUCGCAAGACGCGACAGAUUGUGCGCGAUCGUUAAGCGCGUUCACGCGCACCCAGGUGGUUCUUCGAGUGGUGCUUUUGUUUUUGCUCUUCUUCCUCACCUUGUUUCUGUUUUUCUGGACUCACUCUCCGGUCGUGCUGGUCGUUGAAUGUCCUUAAGUCUUCCGAGGAGCAAGCGCGAAGGUACAAGAAUUGAGCUGAGCGUGCAGCUCCGAUCGCAGUCCCUACCUGUCCACGCCGACGCCUUCCAGCAUCGGGUGCGCCCCGCGCUCGUCGAGACAUGCCGCACUCGGAGCGGCGGUCGCAGUCGCUGACGCCCCAGAUGUCGGCGUGCGCGGCCGCCCGCAAGGCCGCCGGUGCUUCUGCCGAAGGAGACCACCGCGGCAUCGCGCCGGCCGUCGUUGACGCGACGACGGUGGGCGACGACGAGACCUUCUGGGUGCGCGGACUGAAGCUGCCGCGCGAGUUCUCUCGCACGCUAGUCGAGUCGGCGAUGGAUUACGAGCCGCGCGACGACGAUGUCUUCGUCGUCUCCUACUCGAAGUGCGGGGCCGCCUUCGUCCAGCACAUCGUGCACCUCAUCUUCAACAAGGGCCACCCGUCUGGCGACUACGUGCAGUGGAACAAGGCGACGCCGCACUUGGAGCUCGUGGGCGCGGAGGCGGUGCGCCGCAUGCCGCGUCCCAACGCCAUCAAGUCACACCUGCCUGUCCAGCUGAUGCCUUGGUCCGAGCAGGCCAAGUACAUCUACGUGGCGCGCAAUCCCAAGGACUGCUUCGUCUCCAUCUUCCUCAACCGACAACUCUUCCUCAAGCAGAAGUCCAUGGAUGCCGCCUUCCAGGAGUUCGUGAGUGGUGACAUGAUCUGGGGCGACUACUUCGACCACGUGUGCGGCUGGUACGAGCGGCGCGACGAGCCGAACGUGAUGUUCCUGCUGUACGAGGACAUCAAGCGGGCGCCGCACGAGGUGAUCGAGAGGCUGGCCCAGUUCCUGGGCGACGAGUGGCUCGAGUCCUGUGCGCUGGACGAGAGCGCGCUCGACAUGAUCGUGCACCACAGCUCGUACGAUUUCAUGAAGGAGCACGCCACGCGCACCGUGCACCGCUUCCAGGAGGCCGCCAGGGGCGACGACGACAAGAAGAACGAGGACGAAGAGGAAGACGUCGUGGACGACGUGGUGGUGCAGGCGCCCGCCCUGCGCACGCGGACAUUCGCGCGCCGCGGAACCGUGGGCGACUGGCGCUCCACGCUCAACGCCGGGCAGGAGCGGCAACUGGAACGGAUCCUGCGAGAGCGCUCCAAAGACUCGGGUCUCUGGAAGCUAUGGAUCGACUUGGACGAGGAAGACGACAGCGAUUUCUGAGUGGUGGACUGCAUGCGCCAUUGCACCCGGACAUAUAGUCAUUGCAGGAUCACUGAAGAAACCUCUAAACAUCUGUUGUUUAUACAUUAUGUAGGACUUCAAACAUUCCUCUUAUUCGUGGAAGAAAAAAAAGCUGCGUAUAGCUUGCGGAGAUGUCGAACUGUCGGCCUCACUUCUUGGGGCCAAAGUCAUGAAUCUUGUUCGUAAGAAAUGUUCGCUAUUGAUCUGCCUGCCUUUUUUGAUGAUAAGUCGGACGGGCUGAUGAGUUGGCUGGCCGCUGCUCUUGCAAACAUCUUUAGUGGUAGAAUCAGUUCGUGUGAAUGUGGUGCACGAUGCUUUGACAGAGCACUUGCCUUCUGCAAUUCCUUCCUUAUUCUUCAAGUGCGUAUAGGCUCCCUCGGGAUCGUCGACACGACUCGGUGGAACCGAAAUGGACGUAUAGAUAUCUAGCGUAUUACGUUUCAGUGUGUCUGAUCCCGCAAUAAGUGGAUCAGUCUUCGCCGUCGCCGUGUUCUACAAGGCUAUACUUUAUCGUUUAUGCUAUUACGAGUCGCUAUACUCGUAGCAGGGCCACUGACUUUCUUUGUGGCUGGAGUUCGCUUGGAGCUAAACUGUGAGUUAUCUACUGUCGGUGCUGAUCAGCGACAGUGAAUCCAUCACUGAAGUUGCCGCUUGGACAAGUUACGACGUGGAUGGUUGAAAUCACUCGCACCAGUUCGGACAUGGUGGUCAGUAACGAAACCUGAAUGACCACUAAAAGGAUUCGCCUUCGACUUCGGUGGAAAAGCGAAACGUGACCAUGCUACAUAUUGCGCAUGCAAGGCGUCUCUGUUUACUAGGCAUGCGUCAAUGUGGUAUAAUGUUUGAAUCAGGGGGUUCUCGAGUCAUCGAAGUCGGUCUGAUUAUUCUGUACAAACGUACGGGUUUUAUAUAUGUUUACAUGCAGGGAAGUGUGCCUGUAUGUUUAUUCUAAUAAUCCUGAUCUGCCUUUCGUAAAACUCGUACGAGAAGACAGAAAAGUGGUGUAGUCUUUGAUAUUCAGAGUGUUCGGCUUUUUAAUAAUUGAUUAGAACAUCGCUGUCGAGUUUGGAAUGCAGCUCAUCAUUCGCGUUAGAGCGGAAUCAAGCCUUAACUAGAAUGCGUGUGGCGUUGUGCAUUGCAGCGCGCAUAUAGUAGUAUUAUAUAGGUUUGAGCUCUGAACGAAUGCACGUCCUCGUUUCUAUACCAAAAGAAUCAAGGCAAAAAGCGCAGCUGUAUCAAACUCUGGAAGCAUUGACCCAAGUACACGACUUUCGGGCAUGGUGCAGGAUCGUGAUCACGAGUUUAAGUAUUUGUGGAGUUGACAGGGUGUCGAUGACAGUCCGCUGCCGCACCGGGCGGGAAUAUGUGUUUGGUGGCAGUGACAUUGAAUGAGUAUCCUUCCAUAGAUUGCUGAAUAAUGAUUGUGUAAUUGUGCAGCAUUACAACGGCUUGGGAGAGACAGGCUGAUCCAGAAGGAUCCGUGAUUUGUCCGUUCAAUUACGUGCGCUGUGACCAAUAGGCUAUUGCUGAGCCGGAGUUCACGAGUUCGACUCUCGAAUUCGGCAGCCGCAUUCCGGCGGUGCGCAUUGCAUAUAUGCGCUCACACGUGCACCGAUUUUUGAGCGCACGGAAACGUUCGUAGGGCUCGUACUAGUGCGGAACCCUAGCUGGAACGUAACUCAUAGCCAUCAUAAAUAGGUACAUCAUGACUACGUGAAAUAAAAUAUCGUCAUCUCAUUUUAAUCUCACCAGAUGCUUAAAUCUAGUGCGUGGUAAACGCUUAAGCGUGAGACCAGCGUGGAUCUUCUGCCGGUUUUUGAAGAUGUUUUUUUUUAGUCUCUAAUUGAUGGUUGAUCUCUGAAGCAGUGGCUCAUAGGCUAACUUAUAACCUCUUGGCGUAGCAAGAGUCAUAUAUCCCACUAUCAUUCAUUCGCUGUUCAUGCACGUUUGGCAUGACAACUAACUCUUCCGCAUCGCUAUGAUGAGCCUCGAAAACGGAUACGGGCAGUUGAAUACAGUGACUGCGAUUUGGGUAUCACCCCUUUCAAGCAUUUGCACUGUAAUAGAAUGAUUUGUUAAAGCUGGAAAGAGGUACGAAAGCGUGAGGUGCUGAUUACAUUACGUCGUUUUUCUUCGCGCAGAGCGUACUACUCGAGCCAUGCGCCCUGUAAUUGUAGAAGAUUAAACCAGUCAAAGGGACAUAUGAUGGAGAAGUGGCGCCAUAGUCGUUUUGGGUGCCUCUUCUUUCCUUCGUUGUUGGUCCUUUCUAUUGGGUUAUUGAUUCAACGUUAUAUGUUAAUUGAUUCAGUUUUAAUGUAAUUGUGAAAUUUUCCGCAUUUUUAAGCAGCCGAACAUUAUAAAAUUUGCUGAUUUUCGUACAAACAAUUCAUGGAAUAAGGACGUGUACGUGUGAAAGCGCCAACAUAUUGUUGAGUAAAGGUUACUGUGUUGGCUACUAUUCCGGACCAUUCCACAUGUUGCCCCAUUCAUGUGCUGAAGUUGCUAACAUAAUAACUAUGCUUUGUUCAUUCGAUAUCGUUGCGCUUAGAUUUCUUCCUUCUGUUUUGUUGAACAGAUUCCUUCCGUAUGAGGCUGUGAGUCUUUGUUUCUCGAAAAACGUUCGUUCCAGAAGAACAACAAGCUCAACGUUUUCGGCUUAGCCACCUAGUCAAACACUAACGCAUACUGCUAAACCUGCAUCACUAAAAGCACAGUUAUUGAUGCGCAUGUUAAAACGAGCUGAUGCAACAUCUACCCUUCACUACAGACAUCAAAGCCAGCACUGCUAUUGAUCCAGCUCAACUAUAAUUGAAUUCGUUUGUUCAUUAGUAGAUGUGCAAUGUGUUUACAGAAUAAGGGCUGGGAAGACGAGGCUACUCUUAAUACGUACAAAGGUGGAAAAAAAUAAAAGUUAUGGCCGAAACGUAUAAUUCGUCGUGUGCAUGAAAAAUUUUAUGUGAAAUACCAAGCCAGUAUUGCCGGCAACUAAUGAGCGAUCAUUUCUUAAGCUCAGCAAGUAGUAUAAACCCACCGAGUGCAUCGAAUAAAAAUUAGCCACAUUUAACUCUAUCCAUCAUAUGUAUCAUAUAAGAAAAAGAGAAGUGGAUCCCAUUCAUUUUAAUGUAUACGUAUCGAAACGGUAGACAGAUUUUUCGCUUAGCGCAAAUUUUGUGACACUAACGGGAGCCUAGGUCACAACCGAGAGCCGACCAUGCCCACCGUUCUCUAGGACAUGCGAAAUGUUGGUGUCUCUUUCUUACAGCUUUCAUAAAACGGUAAGUGUUGGUGGUUUUGACAGAGCCCCUUAGUACGCUGGCAUAUGCACCGUUGUUUCAAGCAGUAUAAGACAGCUAAACAGGAGCGAAUGCAUAAAGCGCGAAAGCAAAUAAGCACCGAACCUUUAACAGGUUUCGGCACAAAUAAUGUUCGCAGCGCUGCGAAGAAAUGACAAACAUAACGCCGCAGUGUAACUCCAUCGCCUGACGACGACGUCAAAUUCAGUGCCCCAUGCAAGUCCCUCGAUCGUCACGAAGCUCUUCUUGCAGGAUCCUUAAGAUUAAUAAUAAUAAUUUUUAGUGUUUAACGUCCCAAAACCACCAUGCUAUUAUGAGAGACGCCGUAGUGUAGGGCUUCGGAAAUCCCCUAAAUAUUAACAGUACAUACAAUUUGCAGCUGGUAUGAAUUUCGUGCCUCAUUAAACAACCACGUGAAAGCUCGAGACCGUCUGUUUCGUUUUAUGGCUUUCUUUUGUUAUUUCUACUGUUGAAAAUGCUACGAUCAACAACCUGUGCAAUAGAAUACUUGAUGGCGAUGCGCUUUAACAACCAUUCAUUUAAUUCAUGUUACUCACAAAGACCGCCUUUCAUCGUAAAUAGUUGAAUCCAUCAUGUUUUGUUACUGUUUAAAAAAGAGAGGCACAGAAGGGA